Molecule: messenger RNA, 675 nt
Organism: Prunus armeniaca (apricot)
Lineage: Eukaryota; Viridiplantae; Streptophyta; Magnoliopsida; Rosales; Rosaceae
Source: the annotation of a GenBank genome assembly
AUGGCUCAUCAGGAUGAAGGGUGGCCUUUGGGAUUGCGACCACUGAAUGCAAGAGUUGGGUUGAUCAGAAGCCGGGAUUUCUCUGCUGGGUCGGUUUCAUUCAGCACUUUGGUCAGUGGCUCCCCCACCCCUUCCAUUGCCGCUUCUUCUUCUUCUUCUUCCUCAGAUCUUGAUACAGAGUCAACUGGGUCUUUCUUCCAUGACAAGAGCAUCACUCUAGGGAGGCUCCUUGGUGUUUCUGGCAUUAUAGGCCUUUCACGAAGAUCAACAAGGGGAAGGGCACUUGAAACCUCCAAAGGAAAAAAGAACCACAAAUCCAAACCUUGGUUGUUUUCACUCUGCUCCAAGCUAACCAGCGACUCUGUGAAUGAGAGUAAUAACACUCCAUCCUUAGGUCACUUUCUUGAAGCAGAAAGGAGAGCAAGCAAUAACAACAUUAACAGAAGAAAUCACGGUGGACCGAUUGAAUACGGAACUGACAAUUGCUCACCGGCUGUGCCGGUUUCAGACCCCAACAGGCUAUUCGUAGACGGCCUAGUAGCAGCUGGUCAGCCAAGUUCUUCAGAGAGAGCGGAUGGUGGAGCAAGAUCCAACAACAGGGAGCUAUUAGAAUAUGGCAAUGGAUUUGGAACUACAUUAGUGUCUUCAUGUUUGUGUGGACAACUCGUGAAAUGA